Closterium sp. NIES-65 is the source of this 5754-nucleotide messenger RNA. Lineage: Eukaryota; Viridiplantae; Streptophyta; Zygnematophyceae; Desmidiales; Closteriaceae. The record is from the annotation of a GenBank genome assembly.
AUGGCACUAACAACGUCCCCGUCUCAUCCUAUUCCCUCUUUCUCAGCCCAUUUCCCCAUUUUCUACCGUUUCCCACCUUUUUCCCCCUUCCCCCUCCCCCCCUCUUCUCUCCUUCCCGCCGCCUCCCCUCAACCGCACAUUUUCCCCUCGUUCCCCCCUUUCCCCCCCCCCCUCCGCUUUCGUGUUCAGGCGGUAGAGGACUGGCCGUCCGCCGUGGAGGACCAGCUAUCGGGCAUCCAGGACGUGUGGAAGGAGCCGCGGUUUGACACGCUGCCGCACGUGGUGGCGGUGCUGACGUCAGGGUAUCCUCAAGAUGACAUGGCGAGCCUGGCGAAGCUGAGAGACACCAUCGAGGUGCUCGUGGACGACGUCGUGCAGGCGUAUCAUCAGGGCUUUAACAAGGCCAUUCACAACUACUCGCAGAUUCUGAAGCUGUUCAGCGAGUCAGCGGAGCAGAUGAGCGAGCUCAAGGCGAGUCUGGCGGAGGCGAGGCGGCUGCUGAGCAACCGGCACAAGCAGCUGCAGCAGCUGUGGUGCCGAUCAAUCACGCUGCGCCACGUCAUCUCCCUUAUCGACCAGAUCGACAGCGUCUCCAAGGUGCCAGCGCGCAUAGAACAGCUGGUGGCGGAGGGGCAGCUGUAUGCUGCCGUGCAGAUUCACCUGCAGUCCAUCUCCACGCUCGACAGAGAGGGCAUCUCCCAGAUCGGAGCGCUGAGGGACAUUCGCAACGAGCUGGCGAACACGAAGCUGCUGCUGUUCAACCGCGUGAUAGAGGAGCUGCACGCGCACCUGUACAACAAGGGGGAGCACAGUUUGAAGAAGGAAGCUGCAACGGACGACGAUGAUGACAUCAGCAACCUCGUGCCUGUAACCGUGCCGCCCGCCGCCCCGCUACAUCCGUCCCUUGCCGCCCAGGGCAUCUCUCUGCCCGCCCCUUCCAAGCCCUCCCGCACCCGCGGCCGCAGCGCCAGGGCCCGCGGGGGGCUGAACGUGGAAACUGGGAGCGCGGUGAGCGAGGAUGAUGACGGCACGGUGGGCUCGCCCACGCGCAGUGAGGCGUCGGGCACGUCCGCGCCGGGGGGAGAGAUGGUGGUUAGGCGCGCGCACGUUCCCCCGCCCAAGUGGCUCACUGAAGCCACGUCCAACGAGUUUGUGGAGUCGUUGACCAAGAGGGAGGCCCCAGAGCACGACAAGUACAUGCAGACGCUGGUGGAGUGCAUCGCUCUGCUGGGCAAGGUGGCGGCUGCUGGUGCUGUGCUCAGUCAGCGUGUGCGGGGGUCGGUGCGCGAGAUCAUCCUUCAUGAGAUCAAGGACUGUGCAGCUGCAGCAGAUGCAGCGCGUCCCCGAGUGGAGCAGGUGAGCAAGCGCUCACAGGCGGCCACCACUCCCCACUCAGCCGCCUCCACGCCCUCCUCCCACUCCACCGCCUCCUACUCCUCCACCUCCCGCGCCUCCUCCUACUCCUCCUACCCUCUCCGCUCCUCCAACCCCCGCGGCGGAGCAGUGGUGGUGGCGGGAGGGGGAGGCGCGGGCGGAGGGGCGGGGGGAGGGGCAGGGGCGGGGCUGCAUGCUCCGAACGGGGUGGCGCAGGUGGUGGCCCAGGAGCUGCUGGAGUCGAUUAUGAAGAAACUCACCAUCAUUCUAGAGAACCAUAUUGUGGUGGGGGAUCUCAUGGAGGCGAAGGCAUCGGACCGCUCGGGGGACGUGCGGCGCACGCCGGAUGGGGACGAGGCGGUCAGCAAGUUCAGCGCCAGCACGGGCGGCUACAGCGUCGCUUUCGUCUGGUCCUGUAUGCAGAGCGAGUGCCAGCAGUUGCUGUGCGACAUUCUCAGGGCCAAUCCAGACGGCGGCUCUUCUGAGACGUCAGGGCGCACCGCCCAGCUCAAACUCGACUCCGGCGGCACCAAGGGAGCCAUGCUCACCUUCAGCUUCCGAUUCACCGACGCCAACACCACCUCCGCUCCUGCUGCAGAGGCGCUGCCAAAGAGGCGGGUGGGGGGCAUGGCGGGGGGAGCGGGCGCACUGGAGGGGUACGGCACGGCCCAGCUGCUGCCAGAGCGAGGCAUCUACCUCACCUCCGCCUGCUACCGCCCCACGCUGCAGUUCACAGAGAAGGUUACUCAAAUGCUGCCACGCAAAUACUCCGACCUAGGCCGCUCUGGCCUGCGCCCCUUUAUGGACAGCUUCGUUAAGGACCAGUUCCUGCCCUGUGUGCGCGACGACUACCGCAACCGCGUCGCUGAGGCUCUCUCCAGCCCGUCUGCCUUCCGCCCGCGAGCCAAGACCAUCGGCAUGUACGAGCCAGCAGCCGAAAAGGGCCGCCCGCUGCUGCAGGGGCCGGUGGCGGUGGAGGGGGUGGUGGAGGAGGUGGUGGAGUGGGCCAAGGCCAUGCCCGUGUAUGCUGGGGAGUUCGUAGCCCUUGUGCACACCCUGCUUGACCGCACACUCGAGCGCUGCCGAGGAGUCUACACUGAGGCUGUGCUCGGCUCUCUCAGCAGCAACCUGGUGGGCCGCCCGGAUAUCGACAACCUCAUGCAGCAGCAGGCGGCAGCCAAGCUGCUAGCGGACGGCGAUCUGCCGCCCGCUGAGCUGGAGGCCGCCCGGGAGGACCCGCCUCUGGACAGCGAGGCGUACGAGCUGGACCUCGAGAUCUACGGCAAGCUGCUGGCUUUAAGGCCUAUUAAGGAGGAGCAACUGAUUCUGGACACCGGCAAGCUGGUGCUGCUGGCCGCUCUCAGUGACACACUUGAGUACUUUGCCGAUGCCAUCCUGCGGCUGGGUCGCCCCAAGACAGCAGGCAGUGCAAGGAAGAAGACGGCAGCGGCAUCAGCGAGACAGCAGCGGGCGCCGGCGCUGACAGCUUCACUGCAGCAGCUGGCGGAGCGCUACCGGCUGCUGGCGAGGGAGGCUCUCAGGACACUGCGAGUGGAGAUGCAGCUGCAUUGUAUCUUCCACCUGCAGUUCAUGCCGACGCGGGGGUACGUGAACGAGAUCGAUGCAGAGGAGCCAGAGGACUUCAUCGUGGCUCUCACCGCCCAGCUCACCCGAGUGGACGAGGAAAUGACGGUCUUCAUCGCGCCUGCCCGCCGCUACUACGUCUUUGGGGGCGUCUGCAGCCUUGCUGCCACAGGCCUUAUCCGGGCUCUGGCGGAGCUGCCAGGGAUCAACUCGCUGGGAGUGCGGCAGGUGCAGCGCAACUGCAUCGCACUGCAACAGACCCUGGCAACACUCAACGCGAAUGGCAGUCAGAGUGUGCAGCUGAGUCUGGACCGCGUGGGCGAGUACUAUGAGCUGCUCAACCGGCCAUAUGAGGCUCUGCUGGCAUACAUCAAGGACCACAACCGCUACUUCUCCGUCGAUGAGUACCUCACCCUGAUCAAGCGCACGGGCAAGUUUUUACUCCAAGCUACUGCCUUUACCCGAUUUCUACGACCCGAUUCCCAUCCUCCCGUCACGCCCUUUUGUUUCCCUCUCCCCGACCCCGCCAUCACGGGCGCGCAUCUCCUCCCCCGUUUCCUCGUCCGCCAACCCCCCAGCCCCCUCUGCAGCCCUCUGCUUCCGCCCGCGCACGGUUCCCCUUCCCCCCCGACUUCCGCCUCCCCGCCCCGCCCUUCCUCUUUUCCUGCAUCUGCGCAAGCCGCCACGCUGGAGGCGGAGAGGCUGAUCGGAGGGGAGGGGGAAGCGGGGGAAGGGUUAAUUGGGAAAAAAGAGGGGGAACCGGGAGAAGGAGCGGGGGCUUAUGCGGAAGUUGCUGGCGGCGAGGAAAGGGGGGAUGGGAAAGGCGGAAGGGAAAGGUCUGGGGACGGUAUGGAUGGCGACCGCGCGAGCGGGGAGCGGGAGCCCUUGACGGGAGGGGGAAACGGGGAAGAUGGGAGAGAGGGGGAAGAGGGAGUGGCGGAGGCUAUGGGGGGAGGGGCGCAAGCGAGCAAUCCAAAUAUAGGGGUUUCCAUGGAAAGCGUUAGCGUGAGUGAGAGCACUGAGGUGGAGAGAGAAAAGAGGGACGAGAUGAGCCCGAUGGAAGGAGGGAUGGGGCAAGCAGGCACGGAAGUAGCUGCAGCAGCUGCUGCUGAUUCUGCUGCAGCAAGGGCAGCAGAAGGGGCGCGAGACGGGACAGGAGAAGGGGCAGGAGAUUCGGGUAAAGGAGUGAGUGGAGGGGGAGAAGAAGCACCAGGGACGACUGGAGAAGAGCAGUCAAAAGCCUCACCGCAAGCAGACCCCUCGCUCACACCCGCAGCAGCAGCAGAGGGAGCAGGAGCAGCAGGAUCAGCAGCAGCCGGAGCAAGAGCAGGAGCGAGAGGAACAACAACAGCGGAUGGAGGGCGCACGUGGGGCGGGGGAAUCCGCGCCAACACCACCCCCUACUGGCGCUUCGUGCAGAUCCUCUCCGCGGUGGGCGCGGGGGUGAUAUUCAUCCCCGCGCUCGUCUUCACAGUCAUUAUAUUCAUCCGCAGCCUCUUCCUGCAGGCCUGGUACCACCUCUGCUACUCUGGCGCCGUGCGCCGGCGAAAUCGGCGAGUGGUAACCCCAUCGUGCCUGUCCGUGCUGCCUUCGCCGUGCAUGCGGGGGACUCUGGAUCUGGAGCAGCGAUUGGAGGUGGUCUCGUGGGAGGGCGGGCGGGUGGUGACGUGGCGCAAGUCGGACGAGGCGGCGAGAGGAAGUGGUGGUGCCGCUGCUGAUUCUGCUGCUGGUGAUGGUGACAGUGAUGGUGGUGCUGGUGCUGGUGCUGCCGGUGUGAGUGCUGGAAGUUCGAGCAGCGAACCGCUGCGAGGAGAGAAGGCGAGCGAGGGCGGGGAAGGAGAGGUUCGGAUCGACGUGGGCGGAGGCUCGGGAGCCGAGCCUGCGGGAGGGCGCGGAAGCGGCAGAGGAGGCGCGGGCGCGGGCGGAGCAGGCGGAGGGGAGGGCGGAGGGGACAACUCAGUAGCGGGGAUAGAGAUCCGGCCCGCGUCCCCCAUGGCGUGCGUGGCGGAGAACAGCUACCAGCGCGGCAUCCCGCGGCGGCUGUCCCUGAGCUUCGUGCACGCGUGGACGUUCACGUACACACACGUGGUGAACCGCACGGCUGUUAUGAAUGAGGAUACGCUGCUGGAGCUGGUCAGGCGGCGGCCUGCUGGGACUCCGUUGAUCACCAUCAGCAACCACAUGUCCACGUGCGUGGGGUGUGAGCUUUUGGGGCUGGACGACCCGCUCCUAUGGAACCAGUGGCGCCUGCGCUUCUCCGACCCGCAUAAGUGCCGCUGGACGCUCACAGCACGCGACAUCUGCUUCACACACCCCUUCACCGCCUACCUCUUCCGCCUGGCCAAGUGCAUCCCCAUCGACCGCUAUGGUGGCAUCUACCAGCCCGGCAUGACGGAGGCCGUUCAGCGACUCAGUGCGGGCGGAUGGCUGCACAUCUUCCCAGAGGGGCGCAUCACCCAGGAGCACGUGGCAUUGGCACGCCUCAAGUGGGGGCUCGCAUCGGUCAUCGACCGCUGCACCUCCCCUGUCCCCCCUAUCAUCCUCUGUGUGGCACACAGCGGCUUUGAGAAUGUCAUGCCUGAGCCACGUCCAUUCGGUCACAGGGCCAUAGCGCCCCUGUGGGGGCAGCGCAUAGCAGUGGUGGUGAUGCUUGAGCCGUGUGCGUUCGGCCACAAGGCCAUAGCGCCACUGUGGGGGCAGCGCAUAGCGGUGGUGGUGGGGGAGCCCUUCUGCUUCCACGCACUUACACACCCUCACAUGCUCCGUCACUCCCUCCCACUCUCAGGUCAUGCCUGA